CGACUUUCUACCACCCCCACAAUUACUAUCCAAGUGCCCGAAUCCAUCCGAAAAUAUACCCUAUAAAGGGGCACGGAUGGACGAAAUAAGUACUCAUUCUGUCAUUCACAUAUAUGUAUAUAACGCCAUAGACGCUCGAUCUGCUGGUGCUGGGCUAGCUCACUAGGAAUUAAAUAAUCAUGGAUGGUAUGGAGGGUGCAGAAGGUGUGAGAUUGAGAAACAACCAAGGUCGUCUGAAGCCCAUUGUGACAAAGAGGACUGGUGGCGUUGGUUUCGUCGGAGAAGAUGAAACAACAGCAGUGGGGAGCAAAGAGGCCGAGCCACUGAGCCCCGGGGCCAGGAUGUUUCACGAGCCAAACUUCAAUGUGUACGUCAUAGCCAUAAUAGGGUGCAAGACUCCCAUCUUCCCUCAAGUGGUUAAGGCCAACCUGGUGCACACUCUGCUCAAGCACUACCGUUUCUGUAGUCUACAGGUGAAGGACGACGGGAAUGGCGGACAGAUGAAAUGGGUCCGAACAGAAGUGGACUUAGACAACCACGUCAUCGUUCCGGAGGUAGACCCCACCACCCUCACCACCUCCCCCGAAAAGUUCAUCGAAGACUACAUCUUCGACCUCAGCAAAACCUCCAUCCCCUACUCCAAGCCCCUGUGGGACAUUCACCUCCUCAACCUCAAAACCUCCGACGCCGAGUCCGUCUGCAUUCUCCGCGUCCACCACUCCGUCGGCGACGGCACCUCCCUCAUAUCCCUCCUCCUCGCCUGCACUCGCAAAACCUCCGAUCCCGCGGCUCUGCCCACCGUGCCAGUCAAGAAGGCCAAGGAGAAGGUCCCGACUAGCGGCGCCGGCUCCGGCUCCGGCUCCUACGAGUACUGCUGGAGCCAGUUUCUGACGGUUUGGUGGGUUUUGCGGAUGCUCUGGAAUACUGUCGUCGACGUUGUGAUGUUCGCGGCCACCGCGUGGUUCUUGAAGGAUACGGAAACGCCGCUGAAGGGCCCUCCGGGCAUCGAGUUCACUCCUCGCCGCUUCGUCCACCGCACGGUUAGCUUGGAUGACAUCAAAUUGAUAAAAAAUGCCAUGAACACUACCAUUAAUGAUGUUGCACUAGGAGUUGCUCAGGCUGGUUUAUCCAAGUAUCUUAACAGGAAAUACGGACAAGGUAAGGAGGAGAAAGCAAUGGAGAAGAAAAAUAAUCUUCUAGAGAAGAUUCGUCUCAGGUCAACUCUUCUCAUUAAUCUAAGACCUACUGGGAUGCAGGCAUUAGCUGAUAUGAUGGAGAAGGAGUCAGAAGCAAAGUGGGGGAAUUGGAUUGGGUUUGUGGUACUCCCCUUCACCAUUGGAUUACGAGACGAUCCUCUAGAUUACGUUCGUGAAGCCAAGGCCACCAUUGACCGCAAGAAACACUCUUUUGAAGCCCUCUUCACAUUCUACCUAUCGGACAUCUUUCUCAAGUUGUUUGGCAUUAAGUCAGCAGGAGCUCUAUCUCACAGAAUCAUCGAACACACAACAAUGUGUUUCUCCAAUUUAGUCGGGCCUCUUGAAGAUAUCAGUUUCUAUGGCCAUCCAAUUGCGUACCUUGCUCCAAGUUCUUAUGGUCAACCGCACGCACUGAUGAUGAACUUCCAGAGUUACGUAAACAAGAUGAGCAUUGUUCUGUCGGUCGACGAAGGCACCAUCCCUGACGCUCACCAGUUAUGUGAAGACCUCGUGGAAUCCCUCAACCUCAUCAAACAUGCUGUUGUAUCAAGAGGACUUGUCAAAGCCACUUGACCCAUAUAUGCCACUGUGUUUGCGGUCCACACGUACACGCACAAUGCUAAGACUAUUGUGCUUGUGGACUUGAUGCCCUUUAGUUACUAGUUUAGUAGUACCUAGUUUCUCGUUGGAUUCAUUGACCAUCAAUUUGUAUUAAAAAAUCUUGAAUAAAAAGAUGCAAGCUAUCUAAGGAGCUUUGUAUCAAUUGAAUGCUUUUGAAACUUCAAUUAUUUUUUCUCUAAAGAAAA
Messenger RNA from Malania oleifera, 2002 nucleotides. Its product is annotated as wax ester synthase/diacylglycerol acyltransferase 11-like. The transcript has 7 exons. Gene Ontology annotation, cellular component: plasma membrane. Gene Ontology annotation, biological process: triglyceride biosynthetic process. Gene Ontology annotation, molecular function: long-chain-alcohol O-fatty-acyltransferase activity; diacylglycerol O-acyltransferase activity. NCBI's taxonomy places the organism in Eukaryota, Viridiplantae, Streptophyta, Magnoliopsida, Santalales, Ximeniaceae. The coding region runs from base 180 to 1769 and encodes 529 amino acids. The record is from RefSeq and is a predicted model, not a curated record.